UGUGAGGGGGCCGCCUUCCCGGCUGGUCGCUCCCAAAGCCUCGCUGCCUGCUGGUGGGAACCGUGAGAUUCCGCCCCCGACUGGGCGCCUGCCGAGUGCCUCACCAGCCAGACGAGCACCCUGUGAAGACUGCCAGCAAUAAUGAAGGUGCUUCUGCUGAAAGACCCUAAGGAGGACAGCUGGGGCCAGGACCCCUACAUCAGGGAAUUAGGAUUAUAUGGACUCGAAGCCACUUUGAUCCCUGUUUUAUCAUUUGAGUUUUUGUCUCUUCCCAGUUUUUUGGAGAAGCUGUCUCACCCUGAAGGUUACGGGGGCCUCAUUUUUACCAGCCCCAGAGCAGUGGAGGCAGUGGAGCUGUGUUUGGAGAAAGACAAUAGAGCCGCAGUCUGGAGAAAGUCUCUGAAAGAAAAAUGGAAUGCUAAGUCAGUGUAUGUGGUGGGAAAUGCUACUGCUUCCCUAGUGAAUAAAAUUGGCCUGCAUACAGAAGGAGAAAACUGUGGAAAUGCAGAAAAGCUUGCAGAGUACAUUUGUUCUAGGGAGUCGCCAGCACUGCCUCUUCAGUUUCCCUGUGGAACCCUCAAAAGAGAAAUCCUGCCGAAAAUGCUCAAGGACAAAGGGAUUCCCAUGGAGAGCUUAACCGUCUACCAGACGAUCCCACACCCAGGAAUCCAGGGGAACCUCAACAGCUACUAUUCCCAGCAGGGCAUUCCAGCCAGCAUCACGUUUCUCAGUCCCUCUGGCCUGACACACAGUCUCAAGCAUAUUCAAGAGUUAUCUGGUGACAACAUUGACCAGAUUAAGUUCGUGGCCAUUGGGCCCACCACAGCCCACGCCCUGGCCGAGCAGGGCCUGCCCGUGAGCUGCACCGCAGAGAGCCCCACACCGCAAGCCCUGGCCGCGGGCAUCAGGACGGCGCUCCAGCCCCACGGAUGCUGAGUCAGAGGCCCCGGCGCCCUCCCUGGGCGGAGCCGCCCCUGUGGGCCCAGGGUCAGGUGCUACCGCGUCCCGGUGGAGCCGGGCAUCGGGCAGGGGCUCCCGGGAAACCGCCCCCUCACGCUCCUGCCUCGUGCCCGGGGGAACCCCCGCCAACACCGAGGCUGGGCCGGGACCCGGGGCCGCGUCAGGCCCACGUGCGCCUGACGUCCCUUCGUGGAGUCCAACUCGGACCCCCGCCCGGCGCACGCGGCUCCUUUGGCAGCAGAAGGAAAUCAAAUAAAGUGCAC
This is a messenger RNA of Physeter macrocephalus (sperm whale), 1223 nucleotides long. Its product is annotated as uroporphyrinogen-III synthase-like. Gene Ontology annotation, cellular component: cytosol. Gene Ontology annotation, biological process: uroporphyrinogen III biosynthetic process. NCBI's taxonomy places the organism in Eukaryota, Metazoa, Chordata, Mammalia, Artiodactyla, Physeteridae. Bases 142 to 936 code for a protein of 264 amino acids. The transcript has a single exon. The record is from RefSeq and is a predicted model, not a curated record. Gene Ontology annotation, molecular function: uroporphyrinogen-III synthase activity.